Molecule: messenger RNA, 696 nt
Organism: Sodiomyces alkalinus F11
Lineage: Eukaryota; Fungi; Ascomycota; Sordariomycetes; Glomerellales; Plectosphaerellaceae
Exons: 11
Coding region: 1-696 (231 amino acids)
Source: RefSeq, a predicted model, not a curated record
AUGGAGAGGCGUGAGCUGCCCGCUAAGCGGGACAAAAAUAACAGUGUUAGCGACGGCGACAACAGCCAGAAAAAGUUGUUCGUGAUGGGCGACGUUGUACUGUCCUCGUCUCCUACGCCGCUUUUCGACCAGAGCAUGUCGACUCCACCUGCUUCUCCCGGUCACUCCACUAUCGCCUACAAGCAACCUUGGGCUUCGAUUGGUUCUGGACAACUGAGCACCCGGGAUUCCUUUCUCUUUCUCCGCUACAUCCCGGAUCGUCUCCUAGGUAAGCGCCUCUCGCCACACAUGGAAAAUGGUAGAGCACUGAAGCCACUUGAGCCAUCCUCAAGGGCUGUAGACGUGGUCGCAGUUUUGGCUCAUAUGGAUCCAGAGCCUCUGGCCGGCAGCAGUUACCAUUAUUACCGAGAGUGGAGACUACGGAGUACGAUAAUUGUUCACGGGAGCAUUCCCGGUGAUAUGAGUGUUAGAGCCUGGAGAGCAGCACAGCAGAACAAGCGACAGGAAGAAGAUUACCUAGCCGUCGCUGCUCAUCGGUUCCACCUGCAUAAACGAUUCGGGGAGAAAAUAGAUCGCAUAACACCAACGUUGCACUUCAUCUUGGUGGUGCUUCGUCUGUCAUCGCCUGCCAAUCAAAAGCAUGGCAAAGAUCUCAAGGCUUGCUGUGUCUUGGAACAUAAAGCUUCCCAACUCUGA